Molecule: messenger RNA, 1593 nt
Organism: Leptinotarsa decemlineata (Colorado potato beetle)
Lineage: Eukaryota; Metazoa; Arthropoda; Insecta; Coleoptera; Chrysomelidae
Source: RefSeq, a predicted model, not a curated record
UAUAUCAUCUGUGGCGUUGGCAACACCGCUUGGGUAUUCCCAGAUUAUGGGAAUGUCUGUAUCACAACUCAGUUGAAAAGCAAUACGUAUUGUGUGAAGAUGACUGACUUUCUAGAAUACGAAGUCAAAUUGUGUAUCGAAAGUUCGCUACAAAACGAGAAUUUCACCGAAUUCAAAAUCGACUUUGUGGGAACUACAGGAAAAACGGAGGGAUAUCUUGCAGACAUCGUGUAUGCUAAAGUUACUGGAAGCGACCGAUAUAACAAAUCAAAACAAGUUGAUUUAUUCAUCAAAUUGGGUAAACGGAACAAGGAGUUGAGAAAGAACAUGCCAAUAAUGAAAAACAUCAACGAGCGAGAGAUAUAUUUCUACAGCGAAGUGUUGCCAGCGUUCGAAAAAUUUCUGGAGCCCAGGGAAACAUCGAUAGAAUUUGACAUUUUUCCCAAGUGCUACACAACUUUUCUAUCGAAUGAAAUGGAAAUGCUGAUACUAGAAGACCUAAGAAGAAAGGGCUAUACCCUGCCAGCUGGCAUAGAUGCGAUGAAUUUGAAGCACCUUCAUUUAGUUUUGAAAACCUAUGCAAAAAUUCAUGCACUCUCGUUUGCUUUGCGAGACCAGAACAGAAGUGCGUUUGAAAAACUUGCUGAUGAGUACCUUCCGAUAAACCAGGAAUUCAAUAUGUGUAUGAGGUCUUUCCGAAACUGCGGUACUAGAUGUAAGAAGACUUUGGCAGAUGUUGGAAGAGUGGAUCUUUGUGAAAAGUUUGACGCAAUUUUCAAAAAUUAUGCAGAAUUCGAAGUCGAGGAAAUAUUGAAAGACGUUCCAAAGGAGGCUGUGAUAAUUCAUUGUGAUAGUCAUAUCAACAACUUCUUGUUCCUGUAUGAGAAUGGAAACGCAGAGAAUCCCACCGAAGUAGCCAUAAUCGAUUGGCAGCUAUCCGAAUUACAUUCGCCUAUAUUGGACGUUUCUUUUUUCCUCUUGAGUGGUAUUCCUCUGGAAAAUCUUCCCCAACUCAACGAGCUGCUGAGGUAUUACCACUCACAACUGGAAACCUGUCUGCGAGAUCUUGGCUCCAAUAUCAAUAAGAUAUUUCCAUUUCAUAGAUUAUUAGACCACUGGAAAAGAUACUCCAACUACGGGUUCUUUUGGGCAAUCACUUACACAAAGUUUUUCUUCUGUGACGUAGAGGAUGCGCCUUCAUUUGAGGAUGUAAAGAAAGGAUACGACCUCUCUGAUUUAAUAAGUGACAUGAAGGUCAACAAUCUGGAAGCUUAUAGCGAGAGAAUUGUUGAGAUCACCGAUCAUCAUUUUAAAUAUCUUCAGUUUCUAGAUUUGAAUAGAGCUUAACAUCAAUCGAUUUUUUUUUUCGAAAAUGCAUGUCCAAAAGAAAUCAAAUAUAUAAAUUAUGAUCUUCACUAGGAAGUUGGUGAUAUUAGUAUUUUGUACAAUUAGUGAUUCCAAUCGAGAUUUCGACAAUAACGAGUAUUAAAUAUCAAGAAGCUCUUAUAGGCACAUAGUUAUGAUUCAAUAGAACACUAAGAAUUUGUAUGAACUUAAUCAUUUUUCGAAAACCAUUAAACCAAAUGAAUCUCA